This is a messenger RNA of Triticum turgidum subsp. durum (durum wheat), 531 nucleotides long. The record is from the annotation of a GenBank genome assembly. Lineage: Eukaryota; Viridiplantae; Streptophyta; Magnoliopsida; Poales; Poaceae.
AUGGCGCACUACAGAACCAAGGUUGUCGCGUUCGUCUUCUCGUCCGUUACUCGGCAAUGGUGUAUAGCUGCAUCUCCCAGCUGGAGCUCUUUGGGCACAGACCGCCCCCAUGGGCUGCAGAACUGUUCUGAUUCGAGAGGUUGCCGCGGCAUGUCAAGUUUCGACCAUGUGCGUGGCUGCUUCUACUCGGCAUCGCCUUGGAUGGACAAAUUUCUUGUUCUGGAUACACGGAGAAUGGAGUUUUCCACCAUCAGCGAUCACAGUGGUUUCCACGAGCUGCUCAGACGUCUGCCUGGCCAGCCACUUGCAGAACACGCUGCGGGAUUCUUAUUUCUCGGAGGCACUACAGAAUCUCAGCAGGACUGUCAUGAAACUGAAUGGGUGGAUACUUGGGAUAUAGAUUAUUUUUCAGUGGAGGUCCGGACUUCAGAACUUAAGAAAAUCUGUACGAUGACAAAGCCAUGCUUCAACCACGAACGUGUCCACCCAUACUUCGGCUUCCCACCAUCGUUGUCAAGACCGACUAUAUGA